Pieris macdunnoughi is the source of this 546-nucleotide messenger RNA. NCBI's taxonomy places the organism in Eukaryota, Metazoa, Arthropoda, Insecta, Lepidoptera, Pieridae. The record is from the annotation of a GenBank genome assembly.
AUGUUUAGUGGAAUUGGCAAGUAUAUAAAUGCAUUGAGACGUCUAGGCGCUAUGCAAGUUCUUGGCAACUCCCAAAUAUGCAUGUCGGAAGACUGCACCAGCGCCAGACUACUCAAAGCUGUCCAAUUUGACUUAUCAAUGCCUAUCCGUGAGCACUUGGAACCAGCUGAGAUAAUGGCAUCUCUAUUGGCUGCUAUCGCUCAUGACAUGGAUCAUCCGGGCGUGAAUCAACCAUUCCUGAUUGCCACAUCCAAUCAUCUCGCUGCCCUUUACCAGAACACAUCGGUUCUGGAGAAUCAUCACUGGCGCUCAGCGAUUAGCUGUCUCAUCGAGAGUGGGCUGCUGGACCGUGACGUCCGAGUCAAGCUGGAAAGACAGAUCAGCUCUUUGAUCCUCGCCACAGACAUUACCCGGCAGCAGGAGUACCUGAGCCAGUUUAAGAUUUUGUUGCCACACUUUUACAGUGCUGACUACUGUGCUCACAUUAGGCUCACAUCACGUAGUCAUACAUCUGAAAUUAUGAUAUCAGAUAAAAUUAGUGUUUAG